Molecule: messenger RNA, 696 nt
Organism: Dibothriocephalus latus
Lineage: Eukaryota; Metazoa; Platyhelminthes; Cestoda; Diphyllobothriidea; Diphyllobothriidae
Source: the annotation of a GenBank genome assembly
UGUGAAGCCGGCACCGUACCAUCUGUGUCCUCUUCGGAGCUGGUCUGCAAGACCCACAACAACAAGACCAUGUGGUUGCCCUUCCCCUAUCCAGCCUGUUAUCGCUACUGCAGUUUACCGGUAGUAGCCCAGAGCAACAUCUCCGUUGUAGCCCGGCGCGGCGUGGAAGGGGAAGUGGAGAAUCAGCUUCAGAACAGUGACGUCCUGUCUGCAAGCACCAGCCCCUCAGCAGACGGUCUGACCAACGCGCAGACGGAGCACGGAACAGUCAUCCGCAUCGCCUGCAAGCCGGGCUUCAAUUUGGUGCUGGAGCAGCAGAAAAAGCUGGUAGCCUCGGAGACGGAGGGACGGGCGGUGUGCAACGACGGCAGCUGGAAUGUUAGCUACAAGUGCAUUCCGGCCCGCUGCAAAACGCGACCUCCCAAUGUGGCCAAUGCUAUUGUACGCUUCUACAGUAUGAGCCACGGUUCGGUGGUUCGAUAUCAGUGCCUACCGGGGUUCGCUCUUGAGGCCUCAAAGACGGACACCGGACCGGAGGGCCUGCUUUCUCAUACGGAGUCUGAGGAGGAGAAAGUGAAGAGAGACCUGGUCUGGGGCACGCAACAUGAGCUGUAUAGUGUGCGCUGUGAAUUUGGUGAGUGGAGAGGACGCCGACCGGAGUGCGUUCCAAGUGAGUUGCUCUUUUCGAUUACAUGA